AAAUAUUAAUCAAAAUGAUGUCAUCAUUCCCAUUGGUCUCCUUUCUCAUCACUCUCAUGUUGGCUUCAGCCGUAUGCACCCACGGGGAAAAUCGCGUGAAUGACACCGACGGAAAUCCACUUCGGACGACUGCACAAUACUUGAUCCUACCACUCUCCCCGAGGAGUAACGGAGGUGGUCUUCUCCCAGUCCCCGUUAAACUACAGCCCCUUUGUCCACUUGGCAUCAGCCAAUCCUCGGUUAAGGCCUUAACAGGCCUACCGGUUAGCUUCUCAUAUCCAUACGCGAUCAUGGACACAUAUGUUAACGAAAUGGAAGCUAUAAACAUCGAGUUCAAGUCAGACGCAUGGCCGGGCUGCGAGGAGUUUUCCAAGUACUGGGAAGUCGAUGAAUCCUCAUCGGCUUCAGAGGAGCCUGCGAUUCUCGUCGGUGGUAAAAGCAAACGAAACAGCUGGUUUAGAAUUGAGAGAAAAGAACCUUUUUACGGAGGAGUUGCUUACAAGUUGACCACCUUAACCGGAACCAUUGGAACCGUCCCACCAUUGGGCCAAGCACCACAACUAGUUCUCACCAAUGACUGCGAAGAUUCCUCGUCAAUUCACAAGGUUCAUGGUGAUACUCCGGCUACUACUUCACGUCAGGAGAAGUUAGGUCUAAGGAUGUUCCCUUUCUACUAAUCAACAAGCUAAAAAUCAUGCAAUGUACCUGGACUAAAAUAAUGGGUUGAGACAAUACCCUCAUGCAUGUACCUGGAUUUCCAUAAAUAAAAUAGAACUAUGUUUGCCAAAAAUAA
Brassica rapa (field mustard) is the source of this 793-nucleotide messenger RNA. RefSeq names its product trypsin inhibitor B. Gene Ontology annotation, molecular function: endopeptidase inhibitor activity. The record is from RefSeq and is marked provisional. NCBI's taxonomy places the organism in Eukaryota, Viridiplantae, Streptophyta, Magnoliopsida, Brassicales, Brassicaceae.